Messenger RNA from Canis lupus familiaris (dog), 5314 nucleotides. RefSeq names its product pyruvate dehyrogenase phosphatase catalytic subunit 2 (gene PDP2). The transcript is spliced from 2 exons. Gene Ontology annotation, molecular function: protein serine/threonine phosphatase activity; cation binding. Lineage: Eukaryota; Metazoa; Chordata; Mammalia; Carnivora; Canidae. Gene Ontology annotation, biological process: protein dephosphorylation. The coding region runs from base 256 to 1851 and encodes 531 amino acids. The record is from RefSeq and is a predicted model, not a curated record.
GGUGUGCGCAGGCGCGGAGCUGACGGGACGGACCCGCGGCCGCGGCGCGAGCUGGUGAGAGGGGGCGAAGGUCCGAGGUAGGGAAGGGGGCGACCGCGGGAUGGGGGCUCCUGCAGCCCCGCAGGGCGUCGCCCGCGUCCGGCCCUCCGCGGCCCGCCGGACUGGAUCAGGUGAUGAGGUGGAGCGCCGCGCCGAGGUGAGGUUUAAAGAAAGCCCCUUUUGCUGAAGGAACACAUUUGCUGGUAUAGUUUCAUAAUGUCAAGUACUUUGCCCUUCUGGAUCUUAAAAAAUUCUGCAAGGAACAGCAUUGCCACAUUACAGGGGGGCAGACGCUUAUAUUCAAGGUGUGCCUCAAAUAGAAACGAAUCAAGAUUGAGACUCUUUUCCCAGGUACUAGGCACCAGAAAAAGCAUUGGCCCUUGCAGUGGCUCUGCUCUGCAGAAAGCCUACAGACACACUUCAACAGAGGAAGAUGAUUUUCACUUGCAGCUCAGCCCUGAGCAGGUAAAUGAAGUGCUGCGAGCAGGAGAGUCAGCCCACAAGAUGCUUGACCUUGUCAGUGGAGUCCCAAAUUCGGUGUUACGGUUUGAGAGCAACCAGCUGGCUGCCAAUUCCCCAGUGGAAGACCGGCGAGGUAUCGCCUCUUGCCUGCAGACCAAUGGGCUGAUGUUUGGCAUCUUUGAUGGUCAUGGUGGCCACGCGUGUGCUCAAGCAGUGAGUGAGAGGCUCUUCUACUACAUGGCAGUGUCACUGAUGUCCCAGCAGACCCUGGAGCAGAUGGAGGGAGCCAUGGAAAGCAUGAAGCCCCUGCUGCCCAUCCUGCAUUGGCUCAAGCACCCAGGGGACAGCAUCUACAAGGAUGUCACAUCAGUGCAUCUUGAUCACCUCCGAGUCUACUGGCAAGAGCUACUUGACUUGCACAUGGAAAUGGGACUCAACAUUAAGGAAGCAUUAAUGUACUCCUUCCAGAGACUGGAUUCUGACAUCUCGCUGGAAGUCCAGGCCCCCCUGGAAGAUGAGAUGACAAGGAACCUUUCACUCCAGGUCGCCUUCUCUGGGGCAACAGCUUGCGUGGCCCAUGUUGAUGGAGUUCACUUGCACGUGGCAAACGCCGGUGACUGUCGGGCUGUCCUUGGGGUCCAGGAGGACAAUGGCAUGUGGUCUUGUCUGCCCCUCACCUGUGACCACAAUGCCUGGAACCCAGCUGAGCUGUCACGGCUGAAGGGAGAGCACCCUGAAUCAGAGGACAGGACAGUCAUAAUGGACAACAGACUGCUGGGCGUCCUCAUGCCCUGCAGGGCCUUUGGGGAUGUCCAGCUGAAGUGGAGUAAAGAGCUGCAGCGCAGUGUCCUGGAGAGGGGCUUUGACACUGAGGCCCUCAACAUUUACCAGUUCACGCCUCCACACUACUAUACCCCACCCUACCUGACCGCCGAGCCUGAGGUCACCUACCACCGGCUGCGCCCUCAGGAUAAGUUCCUUGUGCUGGCCUCAGAUGGUCUGUGGGAUGUCCUGGGCAAUGAGGAAGUAGUGAGGCUGGUGGUGGAGCACCUGGCUGAAGCAGGUCGGCACAAGCCAGACCUGGCCCAGAGACCUGCCAACCUGGGCCUUAUGCAGAGCCUGCUGCUGCAAAGGAAAGCCCAGGGGCUCCGUGCAGCUGACCAGAACGCAGCCACACGUCUGAUCAGACACGCCAUAGGGAGCAAUGAGUAUGGGGAGAUGGAGCCGGAGCGGCUGACAGCGAUGUUGACACUGCCAGAGGACCUGGCAAGGAUGUACAGGGAUGACAUCACUGUCACUGUGGUGUAUUUUAACUCAGACUCAAUUGAUGCCUAUUACAAGGGGGGUUAAGAGUCUCCUGUAUGCCCAAGAUUAACUUAAAUGCUUUUCUAAGAUAUUUCCACUUACUCUUAAACUGGCUCUUUAGUCCUUACUGGUAAAAAGGCAGGCAGAUGUAGCUUGCUUAAUAACAAACUGACAUGAGAAAAAAAACCAGCCUUGGUUUAAAAGCAGUAAUAAUGAUUUCAUGUCCUUGUAUGUGUUGGUCACCUCUUCUGCAUAAGGACAUUGUUGGUAAGCCUUCGAUGGGUAAAUUUAGUCAUUGUUCUAAGAAUAUGAAGAACUUCAGGAUUUUCUGAGGUUGUGCCACAAGAUCUGCAAACCUGGCAAUUUCCUCAAUUCACAGUCAUGGACGUCUAGACUAUGAAGGGAAGUUUUGUUUAUUUUUUAAGUUACUAAGACAUAGGUUUACAAAGCAUAUUCUAGAAUACUUUUCUAUGCAAUAUUCUAACUCUUGUGUGUGAUUAUACUUGUGCAAAUAUUUUGUGAUGCUGCAUCCUAGUUGUGUUUUAGUUUGUUCUAAAAUUGAGUUCUCAGACUUGCAAACGGGCCUGCUAUAAGCAUGCUUGGAAUGACUUGUCUUGAUUUUCAGCUGAGGGGAGGUGGCUGGGGAGGGGGGCAGCUAGGCCUCUGGACCAGCUGAAUUCACUUGUGCGGCUUGUGAUCCCUUCCACUGUGUCCCACCCCUUGAACCUUGAGCCAUGUUGGGAGGGAACUUCAGUCUACACCUUAACUCCUGGCCUUCCCUGCAUUAAUGAAAUACCCUCUGGGGCCUAGCCUCUGGGUGGGAGGUUAUUUAGAGCUCUUAGGUUUUCUGAUUAUACCCCUCAAUGUUCUGUGAAUUCCACCUAAUCCUCCUACCUCUGCUGCUGCUGACUGUGCAGUGCUGUCCUGGAGGAAGUCUCCCUCUUCAGAUGGCGGCAGGGAAGGAGUAAUCCAUCACGUAGUGUGGUAGUUGUGACUGAUGUGUGGGCAGGACUGGCUGAUGCGGUGGGUUGUGGACGUAAGAUUCAGCCCGAGUCUGGACAGGUGAAAACAUGAAGGACUUCAGACACUAACCAGGGCUGCCCGUGUGCAUCCUGAGAGGCAGUGACGAAGAGGGCGGGCAGAGUGAGAUUUGUCAGGUGGGACACUUGCUUUGAAACUGUGACCUGAACCACCACGGCUACUCCUCGGGGACCAGACCAUAUUUAGUAUAGGAGUCAGGGCAAAAAUAAAAAUGUGACCCGUAAUAGCUUCUGUGGGCAGCACAUCUUUGUGUUUAUUUCAAAUUAAACCACGUGCACCCUUACUCAGGGAAUGAAUUUCAUGUUCUCGUGAAUUGUGAUGGCAUUUAAACAACAGGAAAUGUGUCCUUAAAUGGAAACACAAAUACAGUCCCACAAAGCUGACAUUUCUGUCUUCUGCACUAUGUUAGUUGAUCCUUCUCCUCAUCUCACCACUGUGUGCCAUCCAUGGGAAGAAAAGGAAGUUUGACUUUUCAUGUCUUGGUGACAUUUGUUCCCGUGUUGGGGUACUUCUAGCCUGGGGACAUUCCCCGGUCUGUUUUCUGGUGUAACUGUUUAGUGAGAGGGGCCUCAUCUCUACUCUGAGCACUUCAGCCUUGGUCUUUUUAUUCUGAAACCAUUAGUGUUCCUUUUGAUCUAGAUCUUAACUGAGAAAUAAAACGUGAAUCAUUACUAUUGUGCUUGCAUGGAAGUUUGUUGCUAGCGCUGAAGACUGCUUGUCUGACAUUCUUUGUUCUUGAUGCCAGCUAAACUCUGGCGCACCCUCGGAGCAUUUACCAGGAUUACAGUGUCUGAAUCCUGUUGGGGAGCCUCGCGUAGGUCAUAAAAUGCAUCUGAUUCAGUAACUCAUGGGACAGCUGAAAGAAUACAGACUUCCCGCCUGCUUCUUCAAGCAUAUCUGUGUUUUUUCUCUCCCCAGUAUUUUUCCUGCUUUCUAAUUGGUAUAUCAAGAUGAAAGAAGGUUCGGUUUAUUGUCUGCCUUUUUCCACUGUGAACUCUCAGCUCUUUCCCUGAAUGUUCCAAGAAGUCUCCUGGUUAAGCCCCAGCAUGUCUGACUCCUUGACCCCAUCUCUGGUGUCAUUGGCCUUUCUGAGACACAUGGGCUAGUGUGUGAGGACGCUGGAAUGUGAGAGGGGUUGGUAGGAUUUGUCAGUCUUCUAAAGCAUCUAUCAUAUCUUUUAUGUAAAGCUUUCGAUAUUGAGGGACACCUGGGUGGCCCAGUGGUUGAGCGUCUGCCUUCAACUCAGAUUGUGAUCCCAGGAUCCUGGGAUCAAGUCCUGCAUCCGAGCUCCCCGCAGGGAGCCUGCUUCUCCCUCUGCCUGUGUCUCUCAUAAAUAAAUAAAUAAAUAAAUAAAUAAAUAAAUAAAUAAAUAAAUAAAUAAACAAAAUCUUUAAAAAAAAAGACUUCAAUAUUGAGACCUUCAAAACGAACUAAAAAAUAAGAUUGACCAUUUAAUAUUUUAGAUGUAACUUUAAUAAAAUAUGCAUUGAUUAUUUAAGUUGCAUAUUAGUUUAGGUAAAAAGCUUUGAUAAUAUUGGCAUAAUAUAGAUACUAUUUUAUGUAUAAAUAACACAACUCUGCUGAUUCUGGGGAUUAGCCAAAAUGGAUAGAGAAGAUGGUAUUAGUUCUAAAUUCAAAACUAGUAUGCUAGGUCGAGUUAGAUUCAGUUUUCUGAGAUAUUAUUUGUAACUUAAAGCUCAUUUGUUAUUUUUUAGAAACUGUUUUUGUUAUAAUGAAAAUGUGAACUUUGAGGUAUGUUAAUAUAUAAACAUUGUUUUCCCAGAAGUGUGAUUGGCCUAAAAGAUCUUUAGCAUUGGACACGCUGGGUAAAAGUUCAGGUUAGACGCAAUUGAGCUGGCACCUUCUGUGCAUAAGUGAAAUAUAAACAGCUUGAACUUGAGUCAGCUAAAGAAGAGAAUAACGAAUUGUAGGGAACAAGAAAAUGUGUUCAGAAUGAGUCUGGCUUGACUCUAUUGUCCAUCAGUUCCUGGUAACCUAUCUUCAUUUGACAGUUCUUGGGAGGCCUUCACUUCCAGACUAAACCAGAGUAUGCUGGAACGGAGCCAUCCUAGCUUCGUCUUAAAGUGGUGCAUUUGUCUCUGUAUAUGACUCCUUCCUCUGGCAGAAGAAGCCCCAGUGUAGCUUUGGAGCUGGGCUAUGAAGGCUGGCAGUACAAUUGUCACGCAAGCCGCCUUGUGUAUCACUGAGGAGGGAACGUGGGCUGCUGUGCCACCAUUUCCUAAACAGGCUGAAGCUCUGUCCCCCAUACCUGGGGCAGCUGAUGUUUAACUUGCUUCCUGGAAAAUAUUUCUUAUCAAGCAUUUACUUGGAAAAAUUAUUAACCAUGUUCAUUAAUAUUUGCUGACAUUUGUAUUUUAAGCUGUAUAGCAAUGUUCUUAUUUGACAAUGAUUUUCUGACUAUUAGAGAUAUUUAAAUGAAACUUUAAAUAAAAGAGGCAAAAUGAAA